This is a messenger RNA of Heteronotia binoei (common prickly gecko), 2493 nucleotides long. It is a transcript of the gene PARS2, whose product is annotated as prolyl-tRNA synthetase 2, mitochondrial. The transcript is spliced from 2 exons. Gene Ontology annotation, molecular function: proline-tRNA ligase activity; ATP binding. Gene Ontology annotation, cellular component: cytoplasm; mitochondrion. NCBI's taxonomy places the organism in Eukaryota, Metazoa, Chordata, Lepidosauria, Squamata, Gekkonidae. Gene Ontology annotation, biological process: prolyl-tRNA aminoacylation. The record is from RefSeq and is a predicted model, not a curated record. The coding region runs from base 270 to 1697 and encodes 475 amino acids.
GUUUCACAUUAAUCCCGGCCUUCUUCUUCCUAACCAGUGCUGUGGUGGCCAGGUGAGUUACCUUCCCAUCUGGCUGUGGGAAUAAAGCUUUGGAGAACAAAAAAGGAUGGUGCGGUAUGGGAAGCGUGAGAAAGGAAGAAGGCAGAGAGACAGCGGAUCCGUCAAUUCGUGUUUUUAAUUCUGAGGCAGCCAGAACCACCGUUUUGGAAAUUCCCUGUUAGCUACCUCUUCUCAGAUUGGAAGGAGAGGCUACUCCUCUUUGUAUUGACAUGGGAGUACUUCUGAGAAGAUGGAGAAUAUUAUUUCCUGGUGUGAUGAACUGUAUCAGACUUUGUCAAAAGCAGCAACAACAACAUUGCAGGCUUUACCAUGAGAAAAAGAAGCACCUAUUGCUAUCCCAGCAUUUUCUAUCAAUGAAUCUGCGGGAGGACAAAUUAGUAUCACAAGAGACCAAGUUGGGGGAAAUGACAUGUAAAAGUCAGAAGCUAAUGUUACUAGGAGGCCUGAUCUAUCCCUCCAGCCCUGGUUGCUACCAUUAUAUGCCAUACACUGUCCGAGCAAUGGAGAAGCUCAUCAAGGUGAUAGACCAAGAAAUGCAGAUCAUAGGGGGUCAAAAGGUGAACAUGCCCACAUUAUGCUCAGCAAAGCUCUGGAGAGCUAGUGGAAGGUGGGAACUGAUGGGCACAGAGCUCUUACGCCUGACAGACCGACAUGGCCAAGAAUAUUGUCUAGGACCCACCCAUGAAGAGGCCAUCACGGACCUUGUAGCUUCUCGGGGCUGGUUGUCCUACAAAGAACUUCCCCUCUUGUUGUACCAGAUAACAAGAAAAUUUCGAGAUGAGCCAAAGCCACGCUUUGGGUUGCUGCGUGGCCGGGAGUUCUAUAUGAAAGACAUGUACACAUUUGAUGCUUCUGAGGAGGCUGCCCGCAAUACAUAUGCUCUAGUUUGCAAUGCAUACUGUAAUAUAUUCAAUAGCUUGGGUCUGCGAUUUGUGAAAGUCCAAGCAGCCACAGGGAGCAUUGGGGGGACAAUGUCCCAUGAGUUCCAGCUUCCUGCUGACAUUGGCGAGGACAAGCUGAUGACAUGUACAAACUGUGACUUUUCAGUGAAUGUGGAAUUGAUACCCUCAGAUCAGAGGUAUUGUUCAGUUUGCAAAGGGGAGCUAAUUGAGACCAAAGGAAUUGAAGUUGGCCAUACAUUCUUCUUGGGCACCAAGUACUCCUCUGUUUUUAAUGCUACUUUGCAAACUUCUCAGGGUAAGCUUGCUCCAGCUGAAAUGGGCUGCUAUGGUUUAGGGGUGACACGCAUCCUGGCAGCUGCCAUUGAGGUACUUUCUACAGAAGAUGCCAUUCAUUGGCCAAGUCUCAUUGCCCCUUAUCAAGUCUGCUUCAUUCCCCCAAAGAAAGGCAGCAAGGAGGAGAAAGCAACAGAGCUUCUGGAAGGUUUAUAUGAUUGUGUUGCUGAAGCAGUCCCUAGGCUCAAAGAGGAGAUUGUGUUUGAUGACCGGAUCCAUCUCACCAUUGGUAAAAGGUUAAAAGAUGCUAAAAAACUUGGAUACCCCUAUGUGAUCAUUGGUGGGAAGAAGGCUUUGGAUGAACCUUCACUCUUUGAAGUAUGGAAUCAGAACACCGGAGAGAAUUUGUUCCUCACCAGAGAAGCUAUUAUUGACUUGCUAAGUAAAGUUUCAGCUUGUUAAUUCUUGAAUGUUUUCUUUUAAACAGGUGAGUGAGGAAGUGGAGGUGGAGUUGCUAGCUGUUAUUGUCUAAGCCAAGGACUGAAAGGAAAAGAAAUUAUUACAGUACCUUUUUUCCAAAGCCUCACUGACACUGUUUAACCAUUUACUGGCAAUUGGGAUGUUUUUCCAGCACCGUAGUCCUUGGGUUAGCAGUUGGUUAUGGAAAGCAAUGUGGAGCCUACCUAACAGUCUCUCUGUGAGAGAGUGGGAUGAGGUAAAUGUUAAAAUACUUUGAAAUAAAGUGCUUACCAAAGUCCUUUUCUCCUGAAGCAAUUCAAUAUCCAUGGCUGAUAUAAAAGUGAAACUAGAAAAGGAUAAACUCAGGAGGGACCAGUACCCUUUCUUUAAGUGUCUUCUAGGAGUUUUGCAGGGUGAAGUAGGGGGUGAGAUCAUAUGGACUGAGUACUGCAUUGGCUGUCUGAAUCUUUCUGAUCUUUUGCUGGCUAAAUUAUGAGUUUUAGCUAUAUUGCUUAUGUACUAGUGUGGUGCCUCAACCAUACAAGGUUGGGACAGCUUGAAAAAAACAUUUAAAGUCUUUAUUUUUGUGUAAGAUAUUUGUAUCCCACCUUUCAACUUGGUUUAAAAUGGCAAAGUUAUAUCAAGUUGGAAUUUGUAACAUUUUUAUUUUAGAGAAAUCAUGCAUUUAAGUUGAGCGUAUCUUCAAGUUGUAUGUUUGAUUUUAAAGUCAACUGUCUGAUGUCAGUCUUGGGUCGCACAGAACAUGAACCAAAUAAUAAAACAGAAGGCGAUGGCUUAA